Dunckerocampus dactyliophorus (ringed pipefish) is the source of this 1277-nucleotide messenger RNA. It is a transcript of the gene rabac1, whose product is annotated as Rab acceptor 1 (prenylated). NCBI's taxonomy places the organism in Eukaryota, Metazoa, Chordata, Actinopteri, Syngnathiformes, Syngnathidae. Bases 114 to 725 code for a protein of 203 amino acids. Gene Ontology annotation, cellular component: Golgi apparatus. The record is from RefSeq and is a predicted model, not a curated record. The transcript is spliced from 6 exons.
GUUUGGUGGUUACCAAAACCGGAAGUGGAAUGAAUAUCCACAUCACUUCCGUCAACACACUUGAAGCAAUUCGGACAACUUCAAUCUAGGUGUACAGAAAGUUAGUCGAGUGGAUGUCAGCUCCAAAGGGCGAGAACUGCCAGGUCGACAUGGACAGCAAAGUUGGAGAUCUGUUCAGUGCUGAGGAUGCUCAUCCAACUGGUGGAGCUGGAAUCUUGUCCAAGCUGGGCCUCCCCAAAGGCAUCUCAGCCAGCAUGGCCAAAGAGUGGCUGGACAGGCGCCGGGUGUCCAUCCGACCAUGGGCGAGCUUCGUGGACCAGCGCAAGUUCUCCAAACCUCGCAACUUUGGCGAGCUGUGUCAGCGGGUGGUGAAAAAUAUGGAGACGUACAACAGCAACUACACCUUCAUCUUCCUGGGCCUCAUCCUUUACUGCAUAAUCAGCUCGCCUAUGUUGCUCAUUGCAUUGGCUGUGUUCAUCGGUGCUUUCUACAUUAUCCACCUUAAAUCCCUAGAGUCCAAGCUGGUAAUCCUUGGCAAGGAACUGACUGUCCCACACCAGAUGAGUCUAGCUGGAACUGUCUCCUUACCUGUGUUCUGGCUGGCAGGAGCCGGAGCUGCAGUUUUUUGGGUUCUGGGAGCGACCUUGUUCGUGAUCGGCACUCACGCCGCGUUCCGUGAGCUGGAACCCUCCGACAUGGAGGAGCUCCUCAUGGAGCCCGUGUGAGGAGCAGGAUGCAAGGCUUGUGCAUGGGUUUACCUCUUAUUGAUUAUUCCUCAUUGGUUACUUACAAUCCGGUAAUCUAUUAACUGUUACAGAGGUUUGCUGGUCUUAUGGCGUAUUUAAGCACAUUUUUCAUCAAAUGCCAAACUCUACUUCUUUUAUACGUCUCUAGUCUUGUCUCCUACUUGGAUUAAAUGACUGAUAUGUUGCAUUGAUUUGCACUUUUCACGACGCUAAACUGCUAAAAAGGGGAACGAUUUCCCCUCCAAAAGUGCAAUUUCAAAGGCAUGAACACAUGGAAGUACUAUUAUGAGUCUACAUUAUACUGCAGGAAAUGCUAAAUGUUUUUUAAUGCACACAAUUAAUGAGGCUAUUUAGUAAACAUAUGUUGACAGUAGAUUAUAGAUUUUUGCUUCAUGCCUAUUUUAUUGGAAGCUGCAGUCCCAACAUAUGCAUGUCAUGUAUGUAAUCAACAUUUAAUCUUUUCCAUUUGGUGAAAUCAGGUUUUUUCUUGUGUUAUAAAUAAAGUUGGGCCAUGCACCCAAACUGCUUGUU